UCCACUUAGGUUCCACAUUACGAGUCUUCUAAAUUCUCGAAUACACAUGCGUUGCUAAGACUAAUAUCAGCAGUAUGCGCAAAACCAUCAUUCAGUGAACGUGUAUUCAAGAUUAUCAUAAUUGAGUAUUUGAAUAUUACCAACUAAAUAUGGGAUUCAAUGAAGUAUGGAGAGUCACUUUUAGUAUCAUCAAUGCGAUAUGUACGCCUGUGCUUAUUGUGGUAAUAUGCGGGAUGAAAAUACGACCUCAUCGGGAUUUUCCACCUUUGCUUUUACUCUGCUUAUUCGCACUAACGCUCAAUGUACAUCUAAAUAUGCUCAAUUUGGAACGCACAUUUAAGAGAAAUCGUAGAUUAUUUACAACAAUUUUGUCCUGCUCGAUCCUUAUCGUGUUUUUUUUAUUGCUCACUACGGAAUUUGAUCGAGUAAUUUUAUAUCCAAUAAUAAUAAACUUAUUUGACUUUAUUGUAAAAUGUUACGUAGUUAUUUCGUCUAUUAUAGUGCUUUUUAUAGACAACAAUUUUGAAAAGCAUCAAAACACGGCGAUUGGUACUGAAAUGAAUACGAUCGAGAGGUUACCAGAGUAAUGAUCUAAGACCUGAUGUCAAUACUAAAUGAGUACUUAUUGUACACUCAAUGCACAACUACCUCAAAAUUUAUCUAGUGAUAACUUAAUGACUGAGAAUUGGUUUAAAAAACUAUAAAUUGUUCCAUUUUUUAAUGAAAAUCAAGUA
Molecule: messenger RNA, 734 nt
Organism: Drosophila nasuta
Lineage: Eukaryota; Metazoa; Arthropoda; Insecta; Diptera; Drosophilidae
Exons: 3
Coding region: 150-587 (145 amino acids)
Source: RefSeq, a predicted model, not a curated record